AUGGAUUCAGUUUUAAGCCAUUGCAUUCCAAGUGAUUUGAUGGGCAAAACGGUUUUAAGUCGCCGUUCUCCAUUCAAGGUUCAUCAAGCUUUAUGGAAUCCAGACAUUGAUUUAUUAACUUUAGCUUCGCAAAAAGGUGAAGUAUGCGUACGACGUUUGCAUUGGAGGCAUGGAUGGAAGAGAGACAUAUAUGAUGUCAGGCCACUCUUAUUGGACCGAGUCAAAUCGGAAGGUGAAAUUCGAUUGGAAACGAUGUGUUGGAGUCCUGAUGGCAAGGUUCUUGCAACAGCUUUUAGUGACGGCUGUAUUCAUCUGCUAGAUGCUGAAAAAGGAAUCGUCAGGUUUACUGUCAGAAUGAAAGCUCGUGUAACGCUAAUGAGAUGGCAGCGAUUCAGUCAAGAGCUGAACAUAAACCUAAUCAGUGAGGACGCACUUUCUGGCGCACUUGGUGAUUUAUCAGAAAGUGAAAGUUUAAAUGACAAACCAGAAGAACUGAAUCAAUUAAGAGCAAUGAAGGCAUUCUGUGACAGCAGCAAUCUCAGUGUUCUUGGAACGUUAUUGUUCGCGCUUAAUAAAGACAAUACUGUGAUUGUUUUGGCAGCAGGUGUUCUUCCUAUUGCUUCGAUCGAGCCGUCGCUACAUUUUUUUGGCAACUGUGAUCCUUAUUCAAUAACAGUGGGUGAUAUGUUUUAUUCAUCCAAGCGAGGUCAAUUGAUGGUAGUAUAUUCCAGUAUGGGUCAACUCAACUCAGAGAACAAUCCAGGAAUGAAUACUCAGGUUAUUGGUUUUGACAUCGACAGUUUAGGUUAUCUGAAAAACGGUCUAAUAUGGACUAUUGCACGCAGGUGGCUGAAACUAGUGUUUUAUGUGUGCUUUGUUUCUGAAACAUUUGCUCGAGCAAUUGUUGAUUGGGAAGAUCAAUCAAAGGAAUUUAAUGAAAAAUUCAAUUUGUUUGGUGAAGAAAGUGUCUCAAAUUGUAAUCUUGGAGAGUGUUUUAUCAACAUGAUAUUGACGGGGCAAGCGAGUCCAGAACUGGUAAAUUUUUAUCGCAACGUGCUAAAACCAGCGGAUUGGAAAAAAAUGACUGAUUGGGCACACAAAGGUUUCGGUGAUAUAAUUGAAAGCGUCGGUAGAGAACUCCUUCCUGGCGCAGAAGCAUUGCAGCAUAACAUGAAACAAUUGUUUAUUGAGAUGCGAUGUGCGUUACGUAGUUCUAGAACUGAAAAGCUUUUACCUGAACGUUUAUUCGAUGUCGACGUAUAUCCUUACGGCAAGUAUGCUGAAAAAAGUGAUGAAGAAUCUUCGUUAAAAGAACUUAAGAGUUUCCAGAAUCUAGCGGAAGAUAUCAUAAAUAAAAUUAACGAAAUGCAUUUAGUAGCUACGCGCAAUAGGAAGGAUUUGGUUAGUUUCACUAAUUGGUUAUCACAAACACCACCAUUUACGGCAAAGAACAAACGUUCCGCUGCAGAGCUAAAAUUCGAUUUACAGUUGAUUAUUGAAUAUAUCAGGCAAGCAACUAUUUCAAGAAACGGAAUUGCAACAGAAAGAUUUGAAAUGACCGAUACUUUCCAGAAUUAUUCUUUUGAUAAAGUUCUGCAAUAUUUUGGUUGUCAUAAAUCUCUUAAGUAUCGUUUGGAUCUUCGGAGCAAUGCUUGGAAUAUGUUGUGUGAGCAGCAGUCUUCGAGAACAUUAGCUGAUAGUAUCACGUGUUGUUUUGACGUCUUGCAAACUAUACAGGAUAUAUUCCUGAAAAACUUCACUGCGGCAGUCGUAGCGCAGACAAAUUCAAUUUUGGAACAAAAUCAUGCAGAAGGUUUUGAAAAAUUUGCAAUAUUUCUUCCUCAUGAAACUGCAUCUGAAUGCUAUACAUAUGAUGAGCAAAAGUGGUUGUUAACGAUAGCGGAUGAACCGUUUGCAGUAUCUUGCAUUGGCGUUAAUGGCUCUCGUCAUGUAAUCUAUGGAGCUUCGAGUAAAAUGCUUUACAAAAUGUGCUACUCAAAACAGUGUUCAAAAAAUGUGGCUGGUUUUAGUGGCGAUAUCAAACAUAUUGUAACAAAAAAUUCAGAUAGCGAUAGUUUCCAAGAACAAGCCGAUAAGCCGAAGUCGCCAACCUCAGCGAAGCUGUUGAGAAUUGAAAACCCUUUCAAUUCAUUAAUCAGUCGCCGACUGGUGCAUUUCGAAUGGUAUGGUAACGGAAGUUUUUAUGGGCUACUGAAAAUUUGUAAGGCCAACAAAGAACAAACAGUACUCUUCAGGAGCUGCCUUUUUGAUAAUACAAAUUAUUUGCAUGAGGAUAUCUCAGGUUGUACGGAGUCGUACGUAUCAUUUACUCUUUCUUUUCAUCGAAAAUCGGGUGUUAUUUUCACAGAAAAUGGUUUUCGGGCAAAAUGGUUCGAAAUUAAGAUCCCUAUACAAAGAAUUUCAGUUCUCAAUCGACAGCAGUCUAAAUAUGGUACUUAUCAAAACAGUCAAACGAAAAGCAUAUUUACUGAAGCUAUGGAUGUAACUGAACAAUUACACAUUGAAGAAGGCUUGAUUGCUGAACAACAGGAAGAAGAUGAGAUGGAGGAAAGUGUUCAAUUAAGAAGAAGCGUAAGGAAACGAAAACCACUGAAGAAAUAG
Brugia malayi is the source of this 2622-nucleotide messenger RNA. RefSeq lists its product as uncharacterized. Gene Ontology annotation, biological process: protein K11-linked ubiquitination; anaphase-promoting complex-dependent catabolic process; positive regulation of mitotic metaphase/anaphase transition. Gene Ontology annotation, molecular function: protein binding. The coding region runs from base 1 to 2622 and encodes 873 amino acids. The record is from RefSeq and is a predicted model, not a curated record. The transcript is spliced from 22 exons. Lineage: Eukaryota; Metazoa; Nematoda; Chromadorea; Rhabditida; Onchocercidae. Gene Ontology annotation, cellular component: anaphase-promoting complex; nuclear periphery.